AUGGCCGAGAGUCUAGCACAUCGUCCAAAAGAGCCAGACGGGGUGCGUCAGCAACAAGAUGAGGAGGAUGACGAAGACAUCGACGAGACUGGAUUUAAAGCUGUCAAGGAUGCCGUGCUGUUUGCUAUUGAGGUCAGCCCUUCAAUGCUGCAGAAGCCAUCCAGUACAGCUGGACAGAAAGGCGACGCAAGCUCGCCAUUGAUGGCUGCUCUAAAAGCUGCUUACCAUCUCAUGCAACAACGGAUCAUUGCUUCACCGAAGGACCUCAUCGGCGUCUUACUCUAUGGCACAGAGGCGUCGAAGUUCUACAACGAAGAUGCAGCGACAAGUGGUGGGUGGUCAUAUCCCCAUUGCUACUUGCUGGUCGAUCUCGAUGUUCCGGAAGCUGAGGAUGUCAAGGCUCUGAAGCAGCUUGUGGAGGAUGGGAAUCCAGAACAGCUGGACGUAGUGAAGCCUACAAGCGAGACGGUUCGCAUGGAUACCGUCCUCUUUUGUGCCAACCAGAUCUUCCAGCAGAAAGCAGCAAAUUUCGCAUCCCGACGAUUGUUCCUAGUCACGAACAACGACGAUCCUCAUGCUGACAACAAAGCACAUCGCUCCCAAGCGACAGUUCGUGCAAAAGACCUGUACGAUCUUGGCGUCACGAUCGAGCUGUUCCCCAUAUCAAACUCAACGCGAGAAUUUGACCGGAAGCUCUUCUACGACGACGUUGUCUACAACACCCUGCCAGACGAUCCAGAUGCCGUUGUGCACAACCCUGUCUCGGUCGCGAACGCGGACACCUCAACAUUGAAGUCUGACGGCACGAGCGACGGCAUCGGAUUGCUGCAAUCUCUUCUGUCUAGCAUCGCAUCCAAAAUCACUCCUAAACGAGCACUGUUCUCGUCAGUGCCGCUGGAAAUCGGUCCCGGCUUGCGCAUCUCGGUCAAGGGCUAUCUUCUGUACAAACAUCAGCAACCGGCACGAAGUUGUUACAUCCACCUGCAAGGCGAAGUUCCCGAGAUUGUGGUUGGCAAACGAGCUUUGGAGAUCACGCAAGAGACUGUGACUGGGUCGAAAUUGUCGCAUGAGGUCCAAAAGGCGGACAUCAGAAAGGCGUUCGCUUUCGGCGGCGAGAAGAUUACGUUCACAGAGGAGGAGAUGAAGAAGCUACGUGACUUCGGGGACCCAAUCAUCCGAAUCAUUGGCUUCAAGCCAAUGCAGAAGCUUCCGUUGUGGGCAAACACCAAAAAUUCGACAUUCUUGUACCCUUCUGAAGAAGCCUAUACGGGAAGCACCAAAGUGUACAGUGCUCUAUACCAGAAGUUAUUCAACAGCCAGCUGUUUGGACUCUGCUGGUUUGUUCCACGUCGCAAUGCGACUCCUGUGAUGGCCGCCAUGGUACCCACGUCUACAGAGGCUGGAGAGAAGAACCUUGCCAGCACUUCGGUGACGGGCACCCCGCAAGGACUGCACCUCAUACCUCUACCUUUCGCGGAUGACAUAAGGCAGAAUCCCCCCACCUUGCGUACACCUCCAGUGGCAUCAGACUCACUUGUUGAUGCUAUGAGACCCAUGAUCCAGCAAUUGAACCUACCAAAGGGCACGUACGACCCAACCAAAUACGCGAAUCCCAGUCUACAAUGGCACUACCGUAUCCUCCAGGCAUUGGCAUUGGACGAAGACGUCCCGUCCAAGCCCGAAGACAAGACCCUUCCAAAGUACAAGCAGAUCGACAAGCGCAUCGGCAAUGAAGCAAUAGCCUGGGGCCGAGCACUGGAGACCGAGUACAACCAAUUUACCGCAGACAACCCCGAAGCAGUUGCGACGGGCAGCAAGCGGGCUAUGCCUGGUCAGAAUGGGGGUAGCCGCGUUGGCGAGGCUAAGAAAGUCAAGACUGACUCUAGCCAGAGACUUGACGAGGGACAGAUGCGAAAUCUGUUCGAAAAGCAGAAGUUGAACUCGUUGACAGUGGCGCAACUGAAGGAGUUCUGUACAGCCAAAGGACUCCCAGUCGCUGGCAAGAAAGCUGAUCUCGUGGAGAGGAUUGAGCAAUGGUUCGAGUCGAAAUGA
Messenger RNA from Cyphellophora attinorum, 2052 nucleotides. Its product is annotated as ATP-dependent DNA helicase II subunit 1. Gene Ontology annotation, molecular function: damaged DNA binding; telomeric repeat DNA binding; double-stranded DNA binding. Gene Ontology annotation, cellular component: nucleus; Ku70:Ku80 complex. Gene Ontology annotation, biological process: cellular response to X-ray; double-strand break repair via nonhomologous end joining; telomere maintenance. The record is from RefSeq and is a predicted model, not a curated record. The transcript has 2 exons. NCBI's taxonomy places the organism in Eukaryota, Fungi, Ascomycota, Eurotiomycetes, Chaetothyriales, Cyphellophoraceae. Bases 1 to 2052 code for a protein of 683 amino acids.